Molecule: messenger RNA, 3602 nt
Organism: Juglans regia (Persian walnut)
Lineage: Eukaryota; Viridiplantae; Streptophyta; Magnoliopsida; Fagales; Juglandaceae
Product: putative disease resistance protein RGA3
Exons: 1
Coding region: 136-3576 (1146 amino acids)
Biological process (GO): defense response to other organism
Molecular function (GO): ADP binding
Source: RefSeq, a predicted model, not a curated record
UCUUUGAUCAGAAAACUUAUCGGGUCUAUCUUGAAUCGUAUUCAUUUUUGUUUUCUUUCCUUCUUAAACCGUUUUUAUUCGAUCGUCUAUAAUUUGGGUCCCGGAUUUUCUAGCUUUGAGCAAAUUAAAAGCUGCAUGGCUGAUCUAGUUUCAAUUGUCAGUUCUAUUGUCACGAUCGUUCAAGAGCAGGUCUCUUCUUUUCUCACGGAGAAGUAUCUCGAACUCUAUGGUGUCGAACAAGAGAUAGAAAAUCUGGAAAGGUUACUUAGAAAAAUUCAAGCCUCGGUUAAAGAUGUGGAAGAAAAUCCUUUGAUCUCUAACUCGAUGAGGGUUUGGCUUGAAGAUGUACGCGCAGCGGCUUAUGAUGCACAAGAUUUGUUGAACUCUUGGACGACAGAAUGUAACCUGCAGCUGGUGGAGAAGCAGGUAAAUAAACUCCGUCCUUUUAUUGCACAUAAGUUAUAUAACUUGCGUGUAUCGGGUGAGCUAAAAGAAAUUGUGGCAAGGCUAGAUAAGAUUUCCAAAGAGAAAAACGAGUGCCAUCCUGCUAGAGGGGUGGAUGUCCCUGAAAAUCCCUGGCGGAAAACUGGUUCUCUUCUAAACAAUUUAGUUGUUGGUAGGGAGAAAGAAACACAGGACAUGGUAAAAUUGUUGGUAUCCGAUACUGGAGAAACCAGUGCAGGGCAAAACAUUGCUGUCAUUCCCAUUGUAGGAAUGGGGGGUGUGGGUAAAACUACUUUGGCUCGACUUGUCUAUGCAGACGACAGGAUAUCCAGAUAUUUCAAAAUUAAGAUUUGGGUUCCGGUCGGGAAUAAUUUUGACUUAAACCAAAUUUUGAAAGAGAUUGUACUAUCCCAGAAUAACGAUCGCGAUGACGGCUUUUUCUCCUUGAAUAUACUACAAACCCGAGUUGUCGAUAUCUUGGCUGGUAAGAAAUUUUUACUAGUUCUAGAUGAUAUCUGGAUUAAUGAUUAUCAAGAGUGGCAAGAGCUGGAAAACGUCUUAAGUCGAGGGGGCAAGGGAAGUAGGGUUCUGGUAACUAGCCGACUCUCAACUGUUUCUAAGGUCAUGGGUGCAAAAGCCCCCUAUGAUUUACCAUGUUUUGAUGAUGAUGAAUCUUGGUCAUUGUUUGAAAAGGUUGUAUUUCAAGAAGGUAGUUCGACGGCCGAUGCACGUGAAGAAUUAGAAGCAUAUGGUAAAGAAAUUGCAAGAAAGUGCAAAGGUUUACCUUUGGCUGUCAAACAUAUAGGAGGCCUUCUACGUGGAAAUGUUGACGUUCAAGAAUGGAGCAGGAUCGUGAAGGAACUUGACGAAGAAUCAAACUCCAAAUCUAAAAGCAACACUAUUCUGCCUGUUCUCAGAUUGUCUUAUGAUCGUCUAUCUUACAAUCUGAAGCGGUGCUUCGAAUACUGUUCCCUAUUUCCCAAGGCUUAUGUAUUUGAUAAGAAUGACUUGAUCAAAUUAUGGAUGGCAGAAGACUUCAUUGAGCGUAAUGACAUCGACAGAACAGAGGAGAUAGGAAGCAGAGACUUUGAUGAUUUGCUAAACAGGUUCUUCUUUGAAUGCUCAAGUGAAGACAAGACAAAAUUUAGGAUGCAUGAUCUUAUUCAUGACUUGGCAAUAUCAGUCUCCACCCCCCUAUGUUUCCAAGUGAAGGAUAAGAAACUAAGUCGUGUGCCUAAAGAAUCUCGUCAUGUAUCUGUCUUUUGUAAAGACGUCGAGCAGCCUGCUUUGGAGAUAAUUAAAAGAUUGAAGAAUCUACGUACGCUUCUAUUUCCAGUUGAACACCUGAAAACUUUCGAUCAGGUCCCUGGCAAAAUAUCGAGUUCACUGAGAUAUUUGCGAGUUCUUGCCCUCAGUUCAAGCACAAUUCUGGCAUUGCCAAAAUCAAUUGAAAAUUUGAAGGAGUUGCGCUACCUUGACCUUUCAAAAACUGAUAUCAGAGAGCUUCCAGAAUCGAUAUGCAAACUCAUCAAUUUGCAGACGCUGAAACUCUUAGGUUGCCCUUGGCUUUUCCAAUUGCCCAGCAAGCUUGGAGCUCUGGUUAACCUGAGGCAUCUAGAGCUGGACGAAAUGUUUUGGAACAAGAUCUCCAUAUUUCCACCAAAAAUGGGGCAAUUGACCAAUCUGCACAAUUUGCACACCUUUGAGGUUGGCCGCAAUCCUGGACACAGAAUCGAGGAACUGAAGAAUUUGGUGUAUCUUACAGGAACACUGCGCAUCACAAAGCUCGAGAAUGCAGUGAAUCCAAGAGAGGCUAACUUGAAAGACAAAAAAAUGGUACAGAAGCUGGAAUAUGUGUGGAGCAAUGGAUCAAAUGUAGAUAAAGCGGGGGACAGAGACGCGCUUCUUGAAGACCUGCAACCACACUUAAAUGUCAAAGAGCUCGUAAUUUGUCACUAUAGGGGCAAUGAAUUUCCAACUUGGAUGAGAAAUGGGCUACUUAGUAACUUGGUUUCUAUUUCCUUGAGUCAUUGCGCAAGAACGAAAAUCCUCUCUCUCGACAAGCUACCCAAACUUGCAAAACUCCACCUUAUGAAUAUGCAGGAGUUGGAGGAAUGGUCCGAGGAGCGUUAUCCAUCCCUCAAAAGGCUUAAAAUCAUUGACUGUCCCAAGCUCAGAAAGUUGCCCUGCUUCUUCCCUAAGCUAGACGUUCUAAAGAUAAAAAGAUGUGAAUCAUUGGAUGCUAUUCCAUUAGCCCAACUGGAAGUUAUUACACUUGUGGACAAUCCAGUUCUACAUCAAUGGCCUGAAGAAGAUAUACCAUUCAGAAUUCAAUAUGAAGGUGGCGAAGAAGUCAGCAGCACACUGGCCUCUUCAACCUUUUGCCGCUACGUUAAAAUUGUCAAUUGCCCUGAGUUGUGCAAGCUGCCAACGGAACUCUAUCCACAGAGAUUGGAGAUAAGUGGGUGCAGGUCAUUGACUGACCUCCCAGAUGAACAGCACGCAGUACGGCUUGAGCAUAUAGCAUUAUAUGGAUGCCAUGACGAAACAUUGUUGGGAAUGAUACCCAGCACCAGCAGUUUAUUCUCCUUGGUCAUUUCAAACAUCUCAAACAUGAACUCUCUUCCCAAAUGGCCCCGUCUUCCAGGCCUCAAGGCACUCUACAUCCGUGACUGCGAGGAUCUGGAAUGUCUGUCCAAUCAAGAAAACACAUUGUCCCAGAGUUUCACCUCUCUUGAACUAUUGUCCCUUCGGAAUUGUCCCAAGCUUGAAACGUUGCCUGCUGAAGGGCUCCCCAGAACUCUUGGAUAUUUGAGUAUCGCCUUGUGUGCAAGGCUCAAGUCAUUUGGCCCAAAGGACGCACUUAAGAAUUUGACAUCUCUCCAUGAUCUUUACGUUGAGGACUGCCCUGAGCUCCAAGCCUUCCCAGAGGACGGUCUUUCACCCUCACUCCUUCAUUUGUGUAUUCAAGGAUGCCCACUACUUACAGAGCAGUGUCAAAAAGAUGGAGACCUGAUGCUGAAGAACAUCCCAGAUCGGGAAUUGGCACCCACCGAAAUUCCGAACUCAUCAUCAUCUUCGUGGCGGGGGUGGGGGUGGGGAAAAUUGCCCUUUAAAAGACAAAAAAUAUGACAAGGUUAAUUCAUAGCACAUUACAA